Molecule: messenger RNA, 3078 nt
Organism: Oncorhynchus gorbuscha (pink salmon)
Lineage: Eukaryota; Metazoa; Chordata; Actinopteri; Salmoniformes; Salmonidae
Gene: fshr
Product: follicle stimulating hormone receptor
Exons: 13
Coding region: 382-2349 (655 amino acids)
Biological process (GO): follicle-stimulating hormone signaling pathway; male gonad development
Cellular component (GO): membrane
Molecular function (GO): protein binding; thyroid-stimulating hormone receptor activity; follicle-stimulating hormone receptor activity
Source: RefSeq, a predicted model, not a curated record
CUCUCUCUCUCUCUCUCUCUCUCUCUCUCUCUCUCUCUCUCUCUCUCUCUCUCUCUCUCUCUCUCUCUCUCUCUCUCUCGUAUACACACUCUCUCUCAAACUCAUGCACACGCACUGCUGAGGAGGGAGAGACGGAAAAGGGAAAGGCGGGAUGAGUUUGUGGGCACUGCUGUAGCACCUGUGUACAUGUAAGCAUUUACGGCGGAGAGGAGAUCGGGAUCUGAAAAGAGAGGACAAGAAGACAGAGAAGAAGUAGAAGAAAGAGGAGAAGAGAAAUAACCGGAGAGGCGGAAAGAGAAGAGGUGCUGGGACGAGAAAAAGACAGGCGAGUUGAAGCCAUUCUGGACACUUUAGAACAGAGAAGAGAGGUGGAGGAGGGAGAUGAUGAAGAUUAUGAAGAUGCUGCUGUGUGUGUUGGGCUGUGUGUGUGUGUCUCAGGCAGAGGUAGCAAUGGUAAACUCUGGGACAACAUUUACCUACCUCUGCAUGGGUAACACCAUCACACAUAUGCCCACACACAUCCCCAAGAACACCACUGACCUGGAGUUCAAACAGACGCACAUCAGAGUGUUUCCCCGAGAAGCCUUCACCAACCUACAGCAGCUCACUGCCAUUGUGCUAACAGAGAAUGGUAUGUUAGAGAGCAUCGGGGCUUUUGCAUUUGCUAACCUCCCCAGACUAACUGAGAUAACCAUCACCAAGUCAAAACACCUGGUCAUCAUCCAUCAUCAGGCUUUCAUGGGACUUCCGAAACUCAGUCACCUGACGAUCUGCAACACUGGACUGAGGGUCCUACCUAACUUCUCCCGGAUCCACUCCGCCGCCCUGACGUUUCUGCUGGACCUGCAGGACAAUGUACACAUAGUGAUUAUCCCCAGCAACGCUUUCCUCGGCCUCACCACUAAUACCAUCGAUGAACUACGACUGACCAAGAACGGCAUCAGUGAGGUGGAGAGUCACGCCUUUAACGGAACCAAGAUACACAAACUGUUUCUCAUGGGCAACCUGCAACUUUCUCAUAUGCAUAAUAAUUCCUUCAAAGGAGCAGAGGGGCCGGGGUUCCUAGACAUCUCUCAUACAGCGCUGAGUUCCCUGCCAGAGUCAGUGCUGGGUGAAGUUGAGCAUCUGUCCGCUGUCUCGGUGUUCUCACUCAGAGUGCUGCCUUCCCUGUCCCUAUUCACAAAGCUACGACAGGCUAACCUCACCUACCCAUCUCACUGCUGCGCCUUCCAUAAACAACAGAGGAACAGGACCUUCCGGAUGACCUCCGCGUGCUUUAAACCCGGGGCUCAGAACAACCUCCACUUCUUCAUGGACUUCUGUUUAAAUUGGACGUCUGUGGCCUGUAGUCCCGCCCCCGAUGCCUUCAACCCCUGUGAAGACAUCAUGGGCUCCGCCCCUCUACGUGUCCUCAUCUGGAUCAUCUCUGUGCUCGCACUGUUAGGCAACACCAUCGUGCUGCUUGUGUUGCUAGGCAGCCGAGCGAAGAUGACGGUGCCACGCUUCCUGAUGUGCCACCUGUCCUUUGCCGACUUGUGUAUGGGCGUAUACCUGGUGGUCAUAGCAACAGUGGACGUGCGUACGAGAGGUCUGUACUACAACCACGCUAUUAGCUGGCAGACCGGGGCGGGCUGUGACAUCGCCGGGUUCUUCACUGUGUUUGCCAGUGAGCUGUCUAUGUUUACUCUGACGGCCAUCACCCUGGAGCGCUGCCACACCAUCACCCACGCCCUCAGACUGGACCGCAAGCUCCGCCUCCGACACGCCUGUGCUGUCAUGGCUACCGGCUGGGCCUUCUCCUGUCUGGCGGCUCUGCUACCCACUGUAGGCGUAAGCAGCUACAGCAAGGUGAGUAUCUGCCUGCCCAUGGAUGUGGAGUCGCUGCCGUCUCAGGUGUUUGUCAUGUUCCUCCUGCUGCUGAACGUGGUGGCCUUCCUGUGCGUGUGUGUGUGCUACCUGAGCAUCUACCUGUCCGUCCGUAACUCCUCCUCCCCCCCAGCCAGUGCUGAAACCCGCAUGGCUCAGCGGAUGGCCAUCCUCAUCUUCACGGACUUCCUGUGCAUGGCGCCUAUUUCCUUCUUCGCCCUCUCUGCCGCGCUCAAACUACCCCUCAUCACCGUCUCCGACUCCAAGCUGCUAUUGGUCCUCUUCUACCCAAUAAACUCAUGCGCCAACCCCUUCCUGUACGGAUUAUGCACCCGGACAUUCCGCCGGGACUUCUUCCUGCUGGCAGCGCGAUAUGGCCUGUUCACGACCAAAGCCCAGGUCUACAGGACAGAGAGUUUCUCCGUCCAGCAGGCUGCAUGGAUCCAAAUGUCGCCCAAAGCCUCCCACGGGACGCUGUGUUAAUUGGUUCAAAGCCAAGCCACCGGACCUCUACUGAAACCCUGACCUUUAACCCCUCACCCCUGAACCCAAGACCAGGCACGGGACACUGUGGCCGGUUUAAACAACAACAGCUUCUCUGAGAGGGAUGGGAAAAACAGAGUACGCACACACACGUACGUACUCAUACACACAUGCACACAGACACACACAGGACUCCAGGAGGUGUGCGCAGUGACAGGCUGCUGUUUAAUAGUAGCAGAUGGCUGUUUAGUAGUGCUUUAGCUAGUGUUUGACUUCACAAAUUCACCUGAUCGCAUCAACAUACUGAACCCUCUCUCUGCUCUCUACCUCCUCCCUCUUUCUGUCUCUCUUUCCCCUCCCCCUGUCUUCUCAAUAUAGAGUAAACACAGUUCAAGAUUUGUUAAAUGUUUUUAAGAGAUAUGUAAAGAUGUUUUUAAGAGAUAUGUAAAGAUGUUUUUUUGUUUGUUGUUGCUUCCAGACCUGGGUCAGAUACAGACACAAAGAGGUGCUUUGUGUUUUUGAGGUGUGCCUAAUGUAGGUUAGAAAGUUUGCAUUCCAUUGAGCAGGGCAAACCAAACCAACGGCAGAAGUAUUUUAAACGACUUUAAAUGGUUUACUUAACCCAGGUCUGGUUCUUUCAUGAGUUGCGUUUAUUGGUUGUGGAAAAAAUGUGUCUAUAUGAUUUGUGCAUCUACUGUUGUUGAUAAAGCUCUAUGAUUGUGCAUUUUA